UCACAUCCACGAGACGCCAGUAAAGCACCGCUUCCAGAGGAUUACGUGAGCGACGUGGCCGUCAGCCAAUCAGAAGCGAGAGACGAGACGUGCGGGUCCGUCUGAGCUGGGGUUAGAUUUAGUAGAGUAUUAUCUCGCCUGUCAUCUUGUCGCUGCAAUGUCUACUCGGAGGACAGGUGCGUGGAAAGAGGUUUCUGUCUCAGAGCGGAUACUCUGUUAAUAAUAGAACGGAAUAGGAAAAUAAACUGGACUCCCUGUGUUUUUCGGCUUAAUGCGACACGCACAACUGAGGAGGAAAACCGUUGCGAGGAGUCCGAAACAGGUACCAUGAGAUGCUUUGGCGGACCGGCGGUAUCAGCCCGGAUUCUGGACUACCCUGUUCUGAGAUGGACUGUGACUUAGGGGUCGUUUCGAGCCGUUGUCCGCCCCCAAGGCUGACCGUCCCAGCUUAGAUAAGCCUCUGUCUGAUACUCGGCGUUUGGACAUAUUCAACACGUUGCCGAAUAGCGAGACACGAGCAGGUCACUUGUUCACUACAUCGAUAAUUUAGGAUGAUGCCUCCUGAUCAAAUCUGCUUGGUCUCGCACCGCUUUGCUCGCCGCUUUUCUACUCUGCGGAGUUCAUACACCUCCCCAGCAGCCUGAGCGCUCCUAAGCUCUCCCUGUUAUCUUCCCUGUUUGUCCGCCUGGCUGACAUUCCAGAGAGGUGAUGCGACGGUUUGUCUACUGCAAGGUGGUGUUGACCACCUCAUUAGUGUGGGUGCUGGUUGAUGUGUUCUUGCUCUUGUACUUCAGCGAGUGCAACAAAUGUGACGACAGAAAGGACCGCUCUCUGCUCCCUGCCCUCAGAGCUGUGAUUUCCCGGAGCCAUGAUGGUCCAGGGGAGAUGGGCAAGGCAGUGAACAUCCCCAAAAACAAUCAGGAGAAAAUGAAGGACCUCUUUAAGAUUAAUCAGUUCAAUCUGAUGGCCAGUGACAUGAUUGCUCUCAACAGGAGUCUACCAGAUGUGAGGUUGGAUGGCUGUAAAACCAAAUUGUACCCCGAUGAUCUGCCAACCACCAGCAUUGUCAUCGUGUUUCACAACGAGGCAUGGAGCACCCUGCUGCGCACCGUUCACAGUGUCAUCAACCGCUCUCCCAGGCACUUAGUGGUGGAGAUUGUGCUGGUUGACGAUGCCAGUGAGAGAGAUUUCUUAAAGAAGAAGUUAGAGGAUCACGUGCGGACUCUGGAGGUCCCAGUGAGGAUCCUCAGGAUGGAGCAGCGAUCAGGUCUGAUCAGAGCCAGAUUGAGAGGGGCUGCGGCCACCACAGGUCGCGUCAUCACCUUUCUGGACGCUCACUGCGAGUGUACUGUCGGUUGGCUGGAGCCCCUGCUGGCCCGCAUCAAAGAGGACAGGACAGCAGUGGUGUGCCCCAUUAUCGAUGUCAUCAGUGAUGAAACAUUUGAAUACAUGGCAGGCUCUGAUAUGACUUAUGGCGGAUUCAACUGGAAGCUAAAUUUCAGAUGGUACCCUGUUCCUCAGCGAGAAAUGGAUCGACGAAAGGGGGACAGAACACUUCCUGUCAGGACUCCGACCAUGGCCGGAGGAUUAUUCUCUAUAGACAAAAAAUAUUUCGAAGAAAUAGGAAGCUACGACCCAGGGAUGGAUAUCUGGGGUGGAGAGAACCUGGAAAUGUCUUUUAGAAUCUGGCAAUGUGGUGGCUCCUUGGAAAUUGUGACAUGCUCACAUGUGGGUCAUGUUUUUCGGAAGGCCACGCCAUAUAGUUUCCCUGGGGGAACAGGUCAAGUCAUCAACAAGAACAACAGGCGGCUGGCUGAAGUCUGGAUGGAUGAAUUUAAAGACUUCUUCUAUAUCAUAUCACCAGGUGUAAUGCGGGUGGACUACGGAGACGUCUCCUCCCGGAAAGCUCUCCGUGAAGCCUUGAAGUGCAAACCAUUUUCCUGGUACCUAGAGAACAUCUACCCUGACUCCCAGAUCCCAAGAAGAUACUACUCACUUGGUGAAAUCAGAAAUGUAGAGACCAACCAAUGCGUCGACAACAUGGGAAGGAAGGAGAACGAGAAAGUUGGGUUUUUCAACUGCCAUGGCAUGGGUGGAAAUCAGGUGUUCUCGUACACAGCAGAUAAAGAAAUCAGAACGGAUGACCUCUGCCUGGACGUGUCCCGCCUCAACGGGCCUGUUGUGAUGCUCAAGUGUCACCACAUGAAGGGGAACCAAAUGUUUGAGUACGACGCUGAGUACGUUGGCAAGUGGGAAUAUGAUUUUGAGAAGCACACCUUCCUCCACAUCAUCACCCAGUCAUGUCUGACCAUCAGCCGUCUGGAGGAUGGCACCUAUGGCCCGACCGUGGAAUACUGUGACAACAGUCCCUUACAGUCGUGGGUCCUCCACAACUACACUCGCCUGGAGCGGCUCACACUGCUUCAUGUGAACAGCAACCAGUGUUUGGACAUGCCAUCUGAGGAGGACAAGAUGGUUCCCACUCUGAGAGACUGCAAUGGCAGCCGCUCCCAGCAGUGGCUACUCCGUAAUAUGACCCUGAGCGCCUGAUCCUUCACCUCAUUACUCCCCCCCACUGCUCUAUCUUCCGCCCACGCUGCCGUGGAUGUCCACACCCUCACCAGGUGGCUUUUACCACACAGCAGAUGCUUCUUCUUGUAACAGCCUGGCCGACAGAUACCGAGGUCCAGCAGCGCCUUAUUUUUCCAUUAUGGAGGCGUAUUCUCUUACAGCUGCUCACAGGCUUUUAGAAAAGCUGCACCUGCCUGUCCGACCACAUGACACCGUGUAGUUUUAGGCACCUUGUUAUGAUGCUUUGGGCAGGUGAAUGGAUAAAAGCUGGACCGGGCACUAGUUUCCUGUGCGUUUGCUUCUGAAAACCACUCCAGCAUGUGGAGUUGAUUACAUGAGGAGCAUUUAAAGACACAUCUCUGAUGCUGUCGUCAGUCCAACUGACUUUCUAUGUGCAGCCUCCAGGUAGUACAUUUGUGUGGGUUGAAUAUUAAAACACACCUAGUUUGUAGCUCAUCCCCUUUUCACAUCAAUGUUUGUUACAUUUAGUGAAAACAAGCAGGAUUUUUGAGGCCGAUUACAAUACUUUUUAUCUUUGAAAAAAAAAAGAAAAGUGAAAAUGGAAAAAAUUACAUGAGUGUUUUUUUCACUCUUGUUUAAGACUACAGUAAUACUUUAAUUACUGUUGAUGUACGGUAUGUACUCUUUCAAGCAUAUCUCUGGAUUUAGGCUUUAAGCUGCUAGAUGGGAGUUUCCAAAGGAAGGAGCUGCUGGCACAUGAGGGUCAGCAUCCCCAAAAAGGCACACUCAACUUUUGUGGACAUUUACAAAAUGAAGAAUAUCACCCUGUAUUAACUGCGUACUUGUGUUCAUAUCGUUGUAGAAUCAGGCUUUGAAGAUGUCUGUCUUUUUUUUUUUUAUCAUUCUAACCUUUCAUUGAACUCUUUCUUCUAAAACAAGUUUGUUUUUAACUUUUUUUAGGCGUAGCAACCAGCAACCAUGGUAGCUGCUCUCGUUGCUGUAAACCAAUCAGGUUGCAGUGAGUUAACACCCACGGAAAGCACUGUUGCAAGGUUACUUUUCAUUAAGAAACAACAAAUGUUGAUUUCAUUGAUCAAAAUGAUAAACCUUAAUGAAUUCUGUGUGGAGCAAAGUCCCUUAAAUUUGGUUAGUAAGUGAUUGUGAAAUGUCAGGAUGUUUGCUCCAGUAAAGCCAUACAGCCAUACAGCCCCAACCUCACACCAGCAUAGUGUGUAAAAAAAACUAUAGAGCAAAAAAACUAUCUUUCUGGAGGCAGUGUUUGAUUUUUUUUUUCCAAUUUGGGCUAUAAUAGAAAUAUAAUGUCCGGUAUGGCAGUCUGUGGAGACGAGAACCUGUGCACAGAGACAUGACCUGCUGCUCUCUGCCGAUUGAACUCUUUGUCAAGUAAUGUGGCACAUUCCUCCCAUACAAAGCCAAACAGGCCAUCAUUUGUAGCUUUAAAUGGAUUGUUCAAGUGUAAUGUAAACACAUUCUUAAAUGUGUCUGAUUCUAUUGUAAUCAGGCUUAUCAUUUAAAUUGUUACAAAAUAAUUCCUUCCCUUUUAAAUUUGAAUAUUAUUCAACUUUAAAUGUAAAACCUAUAUCUAAAUUAAGCUCAACCUUGCAAGUGCAAAGACUGUGUUAAGGAGAAUCUAUCUGUCAUGUACCUUAAACAUAUCUGGAAAGUUCGGGUAUUAAUGUUUCCUUUUGGUUAGGGAGACUGUCAUGAUGGGUUUGAAUACUUUAACUAUGAGACAAUUUUGCCAUUUUACAGAUGUUACUUUCCUAAUGGGCUGUCUGUAAACACGAAAGGAACUAAAAAAACUUUAUAUGGAAAAUCCCACUUUAUUGUUAUGGCUUUUUGAGAACAUUUUUAUUUUUCAAAUUGAUUUUUGUAGUCACUUGGUUCCAGGUUUCAGACUCCUUCUCUUUGGACUGUCUGUACAAAUCACAAUAUCUUGGAGAGGGAUACUUAUAUGUGCCUUCAGAAAGCUUUUUUGGUUUGUUUGUUUCUUAAAAUGGAUUUUGACUGUUGAAUUGUUUUUCUUUGUUGAACGUAUGUUUUCACUCCAAAUAAAAUCCUGCAAUAUAUUCCUUUUAGUUCCUUAAAAAUCGGGAUCAAUUCAGAGGACGUUUUAAGGGUUACAUUUUCGUCAAGUCUCACGAUUAGUUCACUGUCACAAUAUUUCUUUAUCUGAUGUUCAGAAUCUGAAUGUUCAUGCUAUCAUUCACCAAUCCGCCAUGCAAAAGCAGCUUUUACUGCACUGUAAGAUGGUCACAGACAGCCAGUGUUGAAGAAUAUGCCGCUGUGAACUUGACGUUUGGUUGUUGUACAUAAAGAACCAACUAUUUUUCUAAUAUGCUACAAAACUUGAACACUUAUCAGUGAAGAAGUCUUGAAUGAUAAAAAAAUCACUGUUAUUGAUGUGUUGCUUUGAGAUGAGGGUUCUUUAUAUCAUUAUCGGUCCCACAAAAACCAAUUCUCUGACAAUUUUAAGAACCUCUGGUGAGCGUUACUGAGAGUCAAAUGCUGUUUAUGCUACUUGAAUACUGAAUCCUUCCCAACUUACUGCUUUGCAUUCGGAUUAAAAUUGUAUUACCUCUUUGAUAUAAAACAAACACAUUUCUUGUUUUUCAGUAUAUUUAAGAGCAUGUUAUGAAAAUAGGAAUGUAAUGUUUCAUUGUACUGAUUGCAAAGUGUUGUUAACUGUUUUUACGUUUUGCCUUUUUUUUCUAGAAAACAAUAAAACUUCUUUUUAAUAUAGAAUUAACGUGAAAUCUUCUGGUGAUAUCAGCACCAACAGACAAGUUUAUCAAUAAGGGAAUAACACCUUGGAUCUCAUUACCAGGAUGCAUUUAGUGAGUGUGCUGUCUAAUUUCAUAUUUUCCAUGAUAACAGAGUGCAAAAUUUUGUCCAAAAAAAGAGUUUGUAAUGGAUGUUACUGUCUGCUUUUGUACAGUAUGCGUAAGGAUUCUGCCAUUGUCAGCAAAUGAAGGUACCCCUGACCUGGGUCAUUAUUCUGUGUACAUUUUAGCUAAGAAGGCUUGACCUUUCAGAGGACUCUGCUUUUGUCAAAGCCUAAGAGGCAAAAUUACUCUCCCUGAACAGGACUGAGAAAAAAGAGUGAGAGCAGAGAUAGAGGACAGGGAAUAUCCAACUGGCUUUGAACACUGAAUAUUGUAUAACUCAUCAUUAUUUCAAAGAGUCUGUAUUGUUCUUUUAGGGCACUGGGCUUUUCAUUUUUCUUUGACUUCUAGCAAAUGUGUUGAAGAGGUUUUUUGUACACAUAAUAGAUCUGCAGAUUUACACCACAUGUCAUCUCAGUAACAAGUUUGGACCUUCACAGCUGCAGGCUUCCUCUUCCUCACCAGUUACAGAACUAAACUGGUUCUAUACGGGUUCUGAAAGAGCUAACCUAUGUUUCAGAUAGGCAACGGUAGGCCUAUCGGCAUCAGUACAAAAUGGCCUUUUUAAAAUACUUGUUAAUUCAUCAUGAUUAAUUAUUAAAGAUGUUUAAAACCC
Messenger RNA from Menidia menidia (Atlantic silverside), 6054 nucleotides. NCBI's taxonomy places the organism in Eukaryota, Metazoa, Chordata, Actinopteri, Atheriniformes, Atherinopsidae. The record is from the annotation of a GenBank genome assembly.